AUGUCUGAAAAUCCGACGUGUCCAAUCAAUACUGUUCGAAAAUGCUCUUGCACAAGUGAUGGAGGUGAGUUAGGCUCGGGCUUAAGGUCUAAGGCCCAAAACUCUCAAAUUUUCAGCCCUAGCAUCCCCGGUUUCCACACGAAGACCCUCAAAAAUUCUCGACGAAUUCCACUUGCCCAAACAAUUAUUGGUGCAACAUCAUCACGAAGAUGGCUCUUUUAUGCGCAAUAUUUCGGCUACUGUAAGUUUUUUAGGGAUAAAAUGCAGUUUGCCGAAUUCCCCGACCUCAAAAAAUGUACCCAAAAUGUCACUUUGAUUUUUUCGAAUCCAAUUAAAAGAUCGUACGAUCAAAGGAAAUGGUUUCAUCGUCAUGCGCAAAAAUCAUCAAAAAACGAGUUAACACAAGUCAUAAAAUAGGGAAAUUCAUUCAACACAUGCCUUCUUCAAGUUAACCAGCAGACACAUUUUAUGACACCCAUUUAGGUUCAUAAAAAAAAACACACGACACGACACACCGUGUACCCGGAAUGGACGGCGGGUUCAAAAACUAUUUUAGAACCCGUGGAUUUUUUUGAGAUCAGAAAUCUGUGCUCUCCAAAUUUCGUACGCUCUUUCGUCGUGAAAGCGCGGGAAAAAUGUCUGCGUCUCUAGAAAUCGUGUGCUCUCUAGCUAGAAGGAUUGGCUCUGCGUUGAGGUUUUUUGAAUGAAAAAUCGUUGAAAAAACAUUUUUCCAACUUUGUGAAGGAUCAUUUCAACGAAUUUUCAAUAAAAAAUCUCAAAGCAAACAAGUUCAAAAGUUCAAUUUCUUGCAAGCCAAUCCUCCUAGCUAGAUAUUAUUGAAUUAAAAACACGUGAGAAAUAAAAAACUAGGUCAAGUGACGUGGAUUUAAAAACAGUAUAGGUAGCCAUGUCGUCAAUUGCGAUGCGUGUGAGCGACACGUUUUUAGAAAUGAAAAUUUGGAAAAUCCAAUGGAAAAUAUCGAGGGCAACACGCAACGCAGAACCGCAUCGCAAUUGACGACAUGGCUACCUAUACUGUUUUUAAAUCCACGUCACUUGACCUACUUUUUUAUUUCUCACGUGUUUUUAAUUCAAUAAUAGCACACGAUUUCUAGAGACGCAGACAUUUUUUAUUUCGAAAAACCAUCCGCAAAACAUUUUUCCCGCGCUUUCACAACGAAAGAGUGCACGAAAUUUGGAGAGCGCAGAGAUGUGUAGGGUGCACUAGGCUCCGCCUCCUCCCCACAUUUUUUUCAUAUUGUCCGCAGUGCAUUUUCUUUCUAUAUAUUGUUUUUUUUUUCGCUUUCGUUCUGCUGCUAGAGAAAAUGGCUUCGGCUGGUGUUUUGUACCCGGUUUUUAAUAGUGUCCCGAUUUUUGUGGAAGAUCCUGUGACUUUUGCCAAAGGUCCUAUUGAGGUUGGGAAAAUUUGCGGUUUUUUGAUAACAAAUAUGUAAUUUUUUUCUAGGAAUUGGUGCUUGAAGUGCAGGAAACUACAGCAAAUGCCAAGCAUUUGGGUCAACCGCAAGCACUUCCUGAAAGUCGUGUAUUGGUUUUAUAUACCGGUGGAACUAUUGGCAUGAAAUCUACGGAUGGAGGUAAAUUUCAAAUUUAAAUGCAAAAAUGCACUUCUUAUCAAUUUUGACCUUUAAAAAUUUAACUGUUUUUUUUCAAAAUUGAAAUUGAGAAAGUUUUAGUGACACCUUCAGAGCUUCUCAUACACACAUAUUUGCGCAGAAAAGAUCCGCUAAUGCGAUUAAAUUGGAAUUCAAUAGGUAGAGCAAAUAUUGAUGAUUGAAUUACGGUAGAACUAUUCAAGGCGCAUGGAUGUUCUUUGCUCAUGGAAAUUUUCGAGCGAAAUUCCGUGUUUUCUUUUGAAAAUGGCUUUUUUCACAAGAAAAUGUCUGAAAAUCGUGAAUUUUCAGGCGAAAAAUGCAAAAAAAUGAAAAUAAAAAUCAAGGCGCACAGAAUUUCCCGAAUGGGUCUCGCCGCGACGUGUACUUCUCUCGGACUUCUUUUCAUUUUUUUUUCGCGAAAAAUUUUCAUUUUCCGCGCAAAAACCCAUGUUUUGAAUUAAAAUCUCUAGUUUUCUCACAAAAUUUUCAAUUUCCAGUUUAUUGCCCGGUUGCUGGCUAUCUCCCCGAAGUGAUCCGCGACAUCCCGCCACUCAAUGAUCGUCAAUACAUCGAGGCAAACUAUGCGCAAGUCGCCGUUCGUCCCUAUUCCCUUCCACCAGUUCGACACAUGAAAAAACGAGUCGUCUAUUGGAUUGUCGAGUAUGAACCACUGCUCGAUUCGUGCGAUAUGACUUUUGAUGAUUGGAUUCGAAUCGCGUCAGACAUCAAAAAGGCUUAUCAUAAUUAUGAUGGAUUUGUGGUUCUACAUGGAACUGAUACAUUGGCUUAUACAGCCAGCGCACUGUCUUUUAUGAUGGAGAAUUUGGGAAAACCUGUGAUCAUCACCGGAAGUCAAAUCCCAGUUGCAGAAGUCAGAUCUGAUGGUAUGGAAAACCUCAUCGGCGCGCUGAUAACAGCGGGAAACUUUGAUAUCCCAGAAGUCUGUGUGUAUUUCAACAACAAAUUAAUGCGUGGAAAUCGAACUGUUAAAUUGGAUAAUUCCGCUUUAGAAGCCUUCGACAGCCCAAAUAUGCAUCCUUUGGCAAAUAUGGCGAUUAAUAUCAAAGUGAAUUAUGAUUCGAUUUUCCGCAGUGAUAAUAUUGCGGCUUUUACUGUUCAUGAGAAUUUGUGUCGGCAUGUUGGAAUGUUACGAAUCUUUCCAUCGAUGACGAUUGAAUCUGUGAAGGCGUUUUUGGCUCCGCCAACUCAGGGUGUUAUUUUGCAGACUUUUGGCAGUGGAAAUAUGCCCACUAGAAGAUCGGAUAUUAUUGAAGCUUUGAAGGUUGGUUAAGCUGAGAAAUCUAUGAUUUUACAGUCCAAAAUUGAUUUUUUUCUGAAUUUUCAAAGAAAUUUAGCGAAAAUCCACGUUUCUAGCCCAAAAAACCAUGAAAACCUCUAUUUUCCACCCCAAAAACCCUCAAUUUUCUCUCCAGGAAGCCAUCGAGCGCGGACUUAUGGUCAUCAAUUGCUCGCAAUGUUUAAAGGGACAAGUCGAUGUGAAUUACGCGACUGGCAAAAUCUUGUAUGAUAUUGGAGUUAUUCCGGGAUCUGAUAUGACUUCGGAACCGCCAUGGCGAAGUUGUGCUAUGUUUUGGGAAAAGACGAGUGGGAUGCGAUGA
Molecule: messenger RNA, 3232 nt
Organism: Caenorhabditis angaria
Lineage: Eukaryota; Metazoa; Nematoda; Chromadorea; Rhabditida; Rhabditidae
Source: the annotation of a GenBank genome assembly